Serendipita indica DSM 11827 is the source of this 1098-nucleotide messenger RNA. Lineage: Eukaryota; Fungi; Basidiomycota; Agaricomycetes; Sebacinales; Serendipitaceae. The record is from the annotation of a GenBank genome assembly.
AUGGUUAGUGAUGCUCCUACCAAGAAAGCUGGCAAGAAGACUGCCACGCCGCAAGAAAAGAAGCGAGGAGGUGCGACCAAAGUGGCAAAGGCAGAUUGGAAGGAGGAUUCAAGAAGAAACAACAACGAGGCCAUCAACGACAAUCUCCAGAAACGCUGGACCAAUGGCGAGAUCUACACGUAUAUUGGCGCGGUGUUGAUCUCCGUGAAUCCAUUCCGAGACCUCGGCAUUUACACAGAUGAGAUUGUCAACCGGUACAAGGGCAAGAAUCGCCUGGAGAUGCCUCCACACGUCUUUGCGAUUGCAGAAGGCGCCUACUACAACAUGCAGGCCUAUAAGGAGAAUCAGUGCGUGAUCAUUUCCGGCGAGUCUGGCGCUGGAAAGACAGAAGCCGCGAAACGGAUCAUGCAAUAUAUUGCUGCAGUAUCCGGAGGCCAGGAUAGUUCUAUCCAGGAAAUCAAGGACAUGGUGCUGGCGACCAAUCCUCUCCUCGAAAGCUUUGGAUGCGCAAAGACAUUGAGGAACAACAACUCUAGUCGACACGGAAAAUAUCUAGAGCUCAUGUUCAACGAUCGAGGAGAACCCGUCGGCGCCCAAAUCACCAACUAUCUCCUCGAGAAGGGCGCGUCGUCGUUCACAAAGGCUGCCAGUGAUGAGCAACGUGACAUGUUUGGCUUGCAAGGACCCGAAUCCUACGCCUAUACCAGCCGCAGCAAUUGCCUUUCUGUACCCGGUAUCGACGAUACCGUUGAUUUCAAAGAAACUCUCAAAGCAAUGCAAGUCAUUGGACUCUCAAACGCCGAACAGCAGGAAAUAUUCAGGAUGCUGGCGAUCAUCCUAUGGCUCGGGAAUGUCCAGUACGACGAGAUGGACGAUGGAAACGCCAAGAUUUCGGAUACAGGUGUGACAGAUUUUAUUGCAUAUCUAAUGGAGACGGACGCCGCAGCCGUGGAGAAGUGUAUGACUACAAGAGUGAUGGAGACUACUCGAGGGGGACGUCGAGGAUCCGUGUACGAUGUACCUCUUAACCCUGCACAAGCUUCGUCAGGUCGUGACGCCCUUGCAAAGGCCAUCUACAACAAUCUUUUGAGUGGAUAG